UUUUGUCGCCAAUUUUCUUUCAUUUUCGACCUUCUUUCGGCUCACGGGACACUCGCAGACAUGGGCAAAAAAGAGGAAGAGGAAAUCAUAAGAAUCGCGAAGAAAAUCGAUAAAAUGGCGCAGAAGAAAAACGGGGCCGGGGCCUUGGACCUUCUGAAAGAGCUGCGUUCUGUUCCCAUGACUUUGGAGCUUCUUCAGUCAACCAGAAUCGGGAUGUCUGUCAAUGCCAUUCGGAAGCAGAGCACUGAUGAUGAAGUGACAGCUCUUGCAAAAUCUUUGAUCAAAUCAUGGAAGAAACUUUUGGAUGCUGAACCAGGAGCUGAAAAAGCUUCAGAAGAGAAGAGAAAAGAGUCAUCUGCCUCAGCCUCUCCGUCACAGGGCAGCCCAGAAGUUAAAGAAGAAAGCAGCUCCAGCAGUAACUCCAGCAGCAAGAGCGAGCCCGCGGAAGUCGCACCAAACACAUUAAUCAACACCUUUCCUCGAGCCCCCAGCACCUCGGACUCCAUUCGGCUCAAAUGUAGAGAAAUGCUGGCCGCUGCUCUGCAAACUGGAGAGGAUUACAUUGCUAUUGGUGCUGACUGUGAUGAACUUGGAGCCCAAAUUGAAGAAUGUAUCUACCAAGAGUUCAAGAACACAGACAUGAAAUACAAGAAUCGAGUUCGAAGCCGCAUUUCGAAUCUGAAGGAUAUGAAGAACCCCAAUUUGAGGAGGACUGUACUAUGUGGCAGUAUAACUCCAGAGAGGAUGGCUAAGAUGACCUCUGAGGAAAUGGCAAGUGAUGAGCUGAAGAAGAUGAGGGAGAAUCUGACCAAAGAGGCUGUGAGGGACCACCAGAUGGCCACCACAGGAGGCACCGUGACUGAUCUUUUCACUUGUGGCAAAUGCAAGGGCAAGAGCUGCACCUACACACAGGUUCAGACACGCAGCGCUGAUGAACCUAUGACCACGUUUGUUUUCUGCAAUCAGUGUGGAAAUAGAUGGAAGUUCUGCUGAAUUCUCAAACACCUUUUAUGGCACUCCUUCGACAAGUAGCAAAUGUCCCGGACCAGAUUUUGUCUAAAGCUCCGUUAUUGGAUCUUUGUGUUCUGUGGUACAUGGCACACACACAAACGUUUAACGAUGCCACUGCAGUUACUGCUUGAAUUGUUAUUACUACUUCGCUGUUGAUAGAAGUAAGCUGAGUGUCAAUGCCCCUUCAACUCUUGACAUAUUUUACUAUUGUUAUUAGUUGUUCACUGUCAUAUAUAUGCGAUUUGUCUCUUUUAUGCAUUUUUAUAAGUAGUUUUAACACAUUGAUCAUGUUUUGCUUACCCCUUCACAACAUUACAGUUGUUUAUUUAAUUUCCCAAUAAAGUGUAAUCCAUUUGAUUAAA
Boleophthalmus pectinirostris (great blue-spotted mudskipper) is the source of this 1373-nucleotide messenger RNA. RefSeq names its product transcription elongation factor A (SII), 1 (gene tcea1). Gene Ontology annotation, cellular component: nucleus. Gene Ontology annotation, biological process: positive regulation of transcription by RNA polymerase II; transcription elongation by RNA polymerase II; DNA-templated transcription. Gene Ontology annotation, molecular function: nucleic acid binding; zinc ion binding. The coding region runs from base 61 to 993 and encodes 310 amino acids. The transcript has 10 exons. The record is from RefSeq and is a predicted model, not a curated record. Lineage: Eukaryota; Metazoa; Chordata; Actinopteri; Gobiiformes; Gobiidae.